AUGACCAACGCGGAUCUUGCUUCGCAACGCCUCUCCGCGACAACAAGCAUACUCGCAUGCAUUCUCCUCACACUCACAUUCGUCGGCUCUUUCUAUGUAUUUCGCGGAGGUAUUCCACGACAGGUCCCGCGAGAUGACCCACGGGUUGUGCGUAGGAGGUUCAUGGCUGCCGCUGGAACAUGCGCUGUGGGGUUCGUGUCUGUGGGGUUUGUCUUGAGUUCAGUGGGCAUUGUGCCUACUGGGACAGAGGGUUUACCAGUGCUACUUGCUCACCUUGGACUUAAACCGAAAGGCUUUCUACUAGCCGCUGUUCUCCCCUUACUUCUUACCAUGACCCUCUUCCUCGGGCCGCUCGCUGUCGACUUUAUUGCCGAGUCACUUCCCUUUCAAAGAAAGUUUUCCUUUCAAGAACAUCUGUUUGACAAAUUGAACGACAUAUUGGCUUGGAGGAACUACAUAGUGGGGCCGUUGACAGAAGAGUUUGUCUUUCGUGCCUGUAUGGUCCCAUUGUUCCAAGCAGCUGGGUUUAAAACGGUGACGACUGUUUUCAUGCUCCCCCUGUGUUUUGGUAUCGCCCAUAUACAUCACGGGUACGAGGUCUACAACAGACUAGGGCGAACAAAUCGUGCUUUGAAGCAAGCGCUGUUAUCCGGUGUCUUUCAGUUCUUCUACACGACGCUGUUCGGCUGGUUUUCAACCUUCCUCUUUCUAAGAACUGGCCACGUUAUGAAUACCCGCGCUAUAAAACCGGUUGGUAUUCGCUAG
Spizellomyces punctatus DAOM BR117 is the source of this 765-nucleotide messenger RNA. Its product is annotated as CAAX prenyl protease. Gene Ontology annotation, molecular function: metalloendopeptidase activity. The transcript has 6 exons. The record is from RefSeq and is a predicted model, not a curated record. Lineage: Eukaryota; Fungi; Chytridiomycota; Chytridiomycetes; Spizellomycetales; Spizellomycetaceae. The coding region runs from base 1 to 765 and encodes 254 amino acids. Gene Ontology annotation, biological process: CAAX-box protein processing. Gene Ontology annotation, cellular component: endoplasmic reticulum membrane.